Phoenix dactylifera (date palm) is the source of this 1726-nucleotide messenger RNA. The record is from RefSeq and is a predicted model, not a curated record. NCBI's taxonomy places the organism in Eukaryota, Viridiplantae, Streptophyta, Magnoliopsida, Arecales, Arecaceae.
AAUUACUGGGUUUUUAUGUUUUUUUGCUCCUCGCCGCCGGAUCGCCCCAGCCCUAUUCUCGAACCACCUGGAGAGAAGAGGGCAGGAAGAGCCGUAGCUUCGCCGCCGCCGCCGCGGAGAGGGGAGAGAUGAAGAUCUUCGUGAAGACUCUCAAGGGAACCCACUUCGAGAUCGAAGUGAAGCCCGAAGACGCCGUUGCUGAUGUCAAAAAGAAUAUAGAAGCUGUUCAAGGGCAAGGUGUUUACCCAGCUGAACAACAGAUGCUGAUACAUCAAGGGAAAAUUCUUAAAGAUGAUACAACUUUGCAGGAUAAUAAAGUUGCGGAGAACAGUUUUAUCGUUAUAAUGUUGACUAAGACUAAAGGUUCAUCAAGUGGAGCUUCAACAGUGAGCGCAACAACACCUACAAGUCAGGCCUUGCCUCCUAGCUCUGUGACUCCUAAUGCUUCAGGUCCAGCACCCACCCCAGCUGCAGCACCCCCUCCAGCUGCAGCACCCCCGGCAAGUUUGGUCCCGGUCCCUGCAACUACACCUGCUCCAAGUGCGACAAGUACACCUGCUCCAAGUGCGACAACCACACCUGCUCCAAGUGCGACAACUACACCAGCUUCUGCGGUUACCGCACCCAGUGCCGAUGCUUAUGGUCAAGCAGCAUCCAAUCUUGUUGCAGGCAGUGCCCUUGAGCAAACCGUUCAACAUAUUCUUGACAUGGGCGGAGGCACUUGGGACAGGGACACUGUUAUUCGUGCUUUACGUGCUGCAUAUAACAACCCUGAGAGAGCUGUUGAAUACUUAUAUUCAGGGAUUCCUGAGCAAGCAGAUGCACCACCUGCGGCCCAAGCCCCAACAAGUGGGCAGAUGGCUAACCCACCAGUCCAGGCUCCCGAACCAGCCCAGCCAGCUGUUCCUUCAAGUGGGCCGAAUGCUAAUCCUUUAGACCUCUUUCCUCAGGGUCUUCCCAGCAUGGGCUCCAAUGCUGGUGCAGGCAGCCUUGAUUUUCUUCGCAACAGUCCACAGUUCCGAGCCUUGCAGACUUUGGUGCAGGCAAACCCUCAAAUAUUACAGCCAAUGCUUCAAGAGCUAGGGAAACAAAACCCUCAGGUUAUGAGGCUCAUUCAGGAUCAUCAAGCUGAAUUUCUUCGUUUACUUAAUGAACCAGCUGAGGGAGCAGAGAGCAAUCUACUAGGACAAUUAGCGAGUGCAAUGCCACAGGCAUUAACAGUUACUCCUGAGGAGCGUGAAGCCAUUGAACGUCUUGAGGCAAUGGGCUUCGAUCGGGCUCUUGUGUUAGAGGUCUUCUUUGCCUGCAACAAGAAUGAGGAGUUGGCUGCGAACUAUCUUUUGGACCACAUGCAUGAAUUUGAAGACUGAUUGAAGGAGGUAAAAGCUUGGCCUGCAGAUUUACUGAGUGCAUGCUACUUCCUGUUCACAGCAAUUGUGUAGUAUGUGCAUGCAACUCCGGGUUCACAGGAAUUGUGUGGUUGUGGAUUACUGUUCGUAGUGGACAAAGAAUGUUUGGGCAAUCAGAGCUUUUUAUAUGGUUUUUCCUCUUUAUAUCUUGCUUCUUUCAUAAAGACAUAAUCCCCGUACAUAGUAAAGUAUCAGGAGAAUGCAAUUUGUGUAUAAUGAUUAUAUUUUGGAAUUUGGACCAUGUCAGCAGCAUAGCACAUGAAAGCAGUUGCUUAUUUACUUUCAUGAUAAAAUUAUUUUUUAUUUACUUUCGGUGA